Molecule: messenger RNA, 566 nt
Organism: Olea europaea var. sylvestris
Lineage: Eukaryota; Viridiplantae; Streptophyta; Magnoliopsida; Lamiales; Oleaceae
Product: regulator of nonsense transcripts UPF2-like
Exons: 3
Coding region: 63-566 (167 amino acids)
Biological process (GO): nuclear-transcribed mRNA catabolic process, nonsense-mediated decay
Cellular component (GO): exon-exon junction complex; cytoplasm
Molecular function (GO): RNA binding; protein binding
Source: RefSeq, a predicted model, not a curated record
GAUAGCUACUGAAGAAACUAUAGAGGUUUCUGCUGAUUCUGGGGCUUUAUGGGAGGAUAAAGAUGGGAAAGCGAAGGAUAAGGAAGAAAAAGACAGAGAGGACCAAAGAGCCUGACAGAGAGAAGGGAAAAGAAAAAGAUGCUGAAAGAAGAGGAGAAAAUGAAAAGGACAAAGUUAAAGGUCUUGAAGGAACAAAUAUUGACGCUUUGCUACAGAGGCUCCCAAGCUGUGUAAGCUGUGACUUGAUAGAUCAAUUGACUGUAGAGUUUUGCUAUUUAAACUCGAAGGCCAACAGGAAAAAGCUUGUUAGGGCUUUGUUCAAUGUCCCUAGGACAUCUCUUGAGUUGUUGCCGUACUACUCACGAAUGGUCGCAACACUGUCAACUUGUAUGAAGGAUAUCUCUUCCAUGCUUUUACAGCUGUUGGAGGAAGAGUUCAACUUUUUGAUAAAUAAGAAGGAUCAAAUGAACAUUGAAACAAAGAUCAGGAACAUACGGUUUAUUGGAGAACUUUGCAAGUUUAAAAUUGCAUCAGCUGGCCUUGUUUUCAGUUGUCUGAAGGUGUGA